Chelonoidis abingdonii (Abingdon island giant tortoise) is the source of this 579-nucleotide messenger RNA. The record is from RefSeq and is a predicted model, not a curated record. NCBI's taxonomy places the organism in Eukaryota, Metazoa, Chordata, Testudines, Testudinidae.
AUGUCCAACCAAACCAUCGUGACUGAAUUCCUUCUCCUGGGAUUUUCUGAAGUGCGGGAAGAGCAGAUUUUACACUUCCUGGUGUUUCUAGUGAUUUACUUGGCAUCCCUGGUGGGGAAUCUUCUCAUCAUCAUCGUCAUAGCCCUCAAUCAGCACCUUCACACCCCCAUGUACUUUUUCCUGGGCAACUUAUCCUUCGUAGACGUCUGCUACAUCUCAGUCACAGUCCCCAAGUCCAUGGCUGACUCCCUAACCAACAACAGACUCAUCUCUUUCUCUGGAUGUGUCACUCAAGUCUUUCUGGUUAUAACUUUUACAGCAGCAGAACUGGCCUUUCUCACGGUGAUGGCGUAUGAUCGCUACAUUGCAAUCUGCCGUCCUCUGCAUUACAAGGUGACUAUUAACAGAGGUGCAUGUGCCCAGUUGGCAGUUGGUUCAUGGAUCAGCAGCAUGAUGUGCUCUGUAUUACACACAACUAAUACCUUUAGGUUACAUUUCUGUGAGUCCAAUGUUAUCGCUCAGUUUUUCUGUGAUAUUCCACAGUUGCUAAAGAUCUCUUGCUCUGAUACACACGCUAAU